AUGAGUGGUAAAUUGCUUUACUUAAUCAGCUAUGUUUAAGCUCUUAGUAAAUGCUAAUGUACUGUAGAUUCAUCUCCUAUUCCAGGUUUGAGUAGUACUCCACCUCCUACUCUUUCUAUUUCUCGUGAUAAUGAAGAAAUUGAUAAUGUAGAUUAAGGAAAGUUAAUAGCUAUUGGAUCUAUUUAAGUUCUUCAAAAACUUUUCUCUGUUUAAUAGCAAUCAAGUGCAGGUCUCAACUAAAAUUGCCCCUCAGGAUACAUCCCUGUCACUUAAGAUGACUUAACUUCUAUCAUCGCAAGGUCAGAUUUUUAGUUUUUAGUUGGCUCUACAUAUUUAAACCUUGACUUCUCUAAAAAUACCUAUUAUUCUUCUACUAAGGUCAACCCUACAGUUACUAGUGGUAGUGACGCAAAUGCUUAUGUCUACUAUACUUUAUCUCUAGAUGAGAAGAGUAAACCUGUUAUUGGAUAGGAAAAUACAUAUUUUGAUAAGAAAACAAAAGCUACAAUUUGCAAAAGAAAUUUGAAGCAAUUCUCAAUAUCAUUAGCUGGAUAUGAAGGAUUUGAUUUAGAAAAGGGAAAAUCCUACUAAAUGUAAAUUACUAACAAAAAUGUAUUGUAAUAUUACAUUUAUGAUAACAAUGGAAAUAAAUUUACAACUUAAACCUUCUCUUAUACUCAUAAUGGAGACUCUUAAUGGGGAUGCGCUACACUCAACUUCAAGCUCUAGCUUUUUGGAGGAAUCUCAGUAGGUGAUUGUCUUGCUAUCUGGACAUAGAAUCAGAUCGCCUUUAAUGCUGAUUCUAGCAGUUUUAAUAUGAAUUCAAUAUAAACUAGUGUCUUAUAAGGAGUGAAAGCUAAUGUGAAUAAUGGCUUUUUUUUCAGUUCUGGUUCUGCACCAAUAGCUCCUAUUAUCGGAGAUUCAAGCUCCUUUUAUGUCUAUUACUCAAUUCAGACUACAAAUCAACUGAUGGUUUAAAAGGUUUCAAGUACAGGAACACCUAUUGGACCUGCAAUCGACACUAAAUAGGUUGGUGAUACUUUUGAUAUUGUUUCAACAGGUUUUGGUUUUGUAGUGAUGGCAGCAGAUUCUACUUAGAGAGCGUUUAUCUAAGCAAUUAAUAAGGAUGGAUCAUAGAGAUGGCUUAGAAUACUAAUUAACAAUGGUGAUAAGCCAAAUAGCCCUAAAGAUUAAAUAAAAUUCUUUUCAGAUGAUAAGUGUAGCUUACCUUUUGGAAUGACUUGUAUGUAUAGACCUCAUAAUGGUAGGCUUAAUUAUGCAAGAGGAAAAAUAUAAGCUAUUUGGGCUCAUUAUAACCAUUUCGGAUUUAAAAAUGGAGCUAGAGAUGAUCAUACUGCAGAUUCUAUGAUUAGUUUGGAUGCAGAUACAGGAUAUGAUUAGAAUAUAUUUUGGGCUUGGGGAGCUUCUCAUUCUUUGUAUUAAAACAUGCACUAUGAUGGAAAAAAUCUGUAUGUAGCUUCACUUGGAGAUGCAUUCCCAAUGAAUAUUAAAUUUUAGGUUUGCAACAUUGAUACCUUUUAAUGUAAGGCUAGUAGUACUGUUGUUUAAGGGGAUAUUCCUGGUGAUGGUAGUGGGAAAGCUUCAGGUAGAAUAGGUGGUUUUUUUAGCAUUUAUGGAAACAGAAAUCAAAAAUUAUUUGUCUAUCAGAGAAAGGCAUGCAAUGGAGGAUAUGCCGGUAAAACUUCAACUAAUUCAAUCAAUGAGCUAGCUGUUAUUAAGUUUGAUUCUUAGUUAAAUUACAUUUCCUCUACAACUCUUUUAAGUGGUGAUAUAGCUUCUAGAGUGAAUAGCAUAAAAUCAUUAGCUUAUGGAAAAAACAUACUGCUUGCUUAUACAGUAAUUCCUAAUUCUGAAUUGUAAAAUUUCAAUCGCUAAAAUAGCAAUCCUAAAGUAGAUUAAGCUUUUAUAGCUUUGCUGAAUGGGGUAGAUGGAUCAUUUUUAGUUUAACCAUAAUAGUUAUCCAGUUACUAAAUAAAUUCAUCAGAUGAUUGGAGAAUACUGGAGAAUGGAAGUAUUGCUUACACAUAUAUUGAUAUCAAUAAAAAUUUAAAUGUUUACUAUACUCCUUCUUUAAUAAUACCCAGUUAUCCCCAUCCUAUAUUGACAACAGACACUACAUAUGGAUUUGGCAGUUUUACUAAUUCUUAGGUCAGUAUUCCAAUAAAUAACUAUAAUAAUGUUUGCCUUAAACAAGGUGAUUCUAAUUGGAGUAUUGUAGACUUUGGAGGAAAUUCAUCUAAUAAUAAUUCAAAUAGUAAAACAAAUAAAGAUGAAAUUACUAAUAACGAUAGUAGCAAUAAUAAUUCAAAUAGUAAAACAAAUAAAGAUGAAAUUACUAAUAAAGAUAGUAGUGAAUAAAAUUCUUUUAAAUAAAUAAUAAAGAAUUUAUGGAUUAUUUUAAUAUUAUUAACUAUAAAUUUAUGA
Molecule: messenger RNA, 2445 nt
Organism: Tetrahymena thermophila SB210
Lineage: Eukaryota; Ciliophora; Oligohymenophorea; Hymenostomatida; Tetrahymenidae
Exons: 2
Source: RefSeq, a predicted model, not a curated record